GGGGCUGAGCCGCGGGGGAUCCUGGAAUCGGCGGGGAGGUGGGGAUUCUGGGAGGAAAACUCCAUUUCCUCCUUCCCCGCCGGCCUCUCCCCUCCACCCUGGCACCCCAAGUUUCGAUGUGUCGCCUCCCGGGCGCAGAGCGCCGGUGUUGAGCGAGGCGGCGGCCAACGCGGCUGGCAAAAUGCUGGGCAUGUACGUGCCGGACAGGUUCUCCCUGAAGUCCUCCCGAGUUCAGGACGGGAUGGGGCUCUACACGGCCCGCAGAGUGAGAAAGGGUGAAAAGUUUGGACCAUUUGCUGGAGAGAAGAAAAUGCCUGAAGACUUGGAUGAAAAUAUGGAUUACAGGUUGAUGUGGGAGGUUCGUGGGAGUAAGGGAGAAGUUCUAUACAUUUUGGAUGCUACCAACCCACGACACUCCAACUGGCUUCGCUUUGUUCAUGAGGCACCAUCUCAGGAACAGAAGAACUUGGCUGCCAUUCAAGAAGGAGAAAAUAUUUUCUAUUUGGCAAUUGAAGAUAUAGAAACAGAUACAGAGCUUCUGAUUGGCUACCUGGACAGUGACAUGGAGGCUGAUGAUGAAGAACAGCAAAUUAUGACAAUGAUCAAAGAAGGAGAAGUCAAAAAUUCUAAAGGACAAUCAACAGCUGGCAGAAAAGAUCGCUUUGGCUGUAAAGAGGACUAUGCCUGUCCCCAGUGUGAAUCGAGUUUUACCAGUGAGGAAAUUCUUGCUGAGCAUCUUCAGACAUUGCACCAGAAACCCACAGAGGAGAAGGAAUUUAAGUGCAAGAGCUGCGGGAAGAAAUUCCCAGUUAAGCAGGCUUUGCAAAGACAUGUUCUUCAGUGCUCAGCGAAAAGCAGUCUGAAGGAUUCUUCACCAAGUUUUCAGUGCUCUGUUUGCAAUUCUUCCUUCAGCUCAGCGUUGAGUUUUGAGCAGCACCAGGAGACUUGCCGGGGAGAUGCCAGGUUUGUGUGCAAGGCUGACAGCUGUGGAAAGAGGCUGAAGAGCAAGGAUGCCCUGAGAAGACACCAGGAAAAUGUCCACGCCGGAGAUCCGAAGAAAAAGCUCAUAUGUUCAGUGUGCAAUAAAAAGUGUUCUUCAGCAUCAAGCCUACAGGAACAUAGGAAGAUUCAUGAGAUAUUUGAUUGUCAAGAAUGUAUGAAGAAAUUCAUUUCAGCUAAUCAGCUAAAACGUCAUAUGAUUACCCACUCAGAAAAACGACCCUAUAAUUGUGAGAUUUGUAACAAAUCUUUCAAGAGGCUUGAUCAAGUGGGUGCCCACAAAGUAAUACACAGUGAAGAUAAGCCUUACAAAUGCAAGCUUUGUGGAAAGGGAUUUGCUCACAGAAAUGUUUACAAGAAUCACAAGAAGACCCACUCUGAAGAGAGGCCCUUCCAGUGUGAGGAGUGUAAAGCUUUGUUCCGGACCCCAUUUUCUUUGCAGAGACACCUGCUCAUCCAUAACAGUGAGAGGACUUUCAAGUGUCAUCACUGUGAUGCUACCUUUAAAAGGAAGGAUACCUUAAAUGUUCAUGUCCAGGUGGUCCAUGAAAGACACAAGAAGUACAGAUGUGAGCUGUGUAAUAAAGCGUUUGUUACACCUUCAGUGCUUAGAAGUCACAAGAAGACACACACAGGAGAAAAGGAGAAAAUCUGCCCAUAUUGUGGCCAGAAGUUUGCCAGCAGUGGUACACUGCGAGUUCAUAUCCGCAGCCAUACAGGUGAACGUCCCUAUCAAUGCCCUUACUGCGAAAAAGGAUUCAGUAAAAAUGACGGGCUGAAGAUGCACAUUCGUACUCACACCAGGGAGAAGCCGUACAAGUGCUCAGAGUGCAGCAAGGCCUUCAGCCAGAAGCGAGGCCUGGAUGAGCACAAGAGGACGCAUACCGGGGAGAAGCCUUUCCAGUGUGAUGUCUGUGACUUGGCUUUUAGCCUGAAGAAAAUGCUGAUCCGACACAAGAUGACCCAUAAUCCCAAUCGCCCGCUGGCCGAAUGCCAGUUUUGCCAUAAGAAGUUUACAAGGAAUGACUACCUCAAGGUGCACAUGGACAAUAUCCACGGCGAAGCUGACAGCUAGUGGUAGCUGCACAGGAAUUAAGCCAUUCAGAAGGGCUCCUGAUAUGAAACCCAGAUUUCUCUCACCUGAUUAGCAUAGCAGAACUAGGCAAAAGUAAUUCACUGGUCUCAGAGUUCUUAUUUGCCGAACUUUAGAGUCUGUAGAUAAUAUGCCAAAAAAAAAAAAAAAAAAAAACCCAAAAAACUACUUUUAUCAAGAAACAGUACAAAUGGAAAAAAAAAACUUUGUAGCCUUUCAAAAGACUACUGUGUUAUGUCUUAUAAAAAUGGAAAAAGUUGCUAUGGCUCUUCUUCUUGGCCAUCUCUCUAUAAUGAAGUUUAUUAACAUACCCCUUAUGAGGCUCCUUUAUUUCGUUAUCCCUGUGUGUGCUUGUGGGUAUCUGCGUGUGUGUGCAUCUGCGUGUGUGUGUGUGUUUGUACAUGCUGGUUAUUGCAACUGGUUAUUACCAGUUUAGCCAGAAAGAAAUGAAGAUUUCCAAGCUAUUUCAUUGCAGAUAAGGAUAAGAGGCAAGAGUAUUCAAAGUCUCUAAUAGGAUAAAAUCUGCUAUUCUGUGAAACAGACCAAAAGUUGAUCUUAUUUAAUAGCUCCCUAUAACAGGUCAGUUUAAAAUAAAGAGGUAUUUAGGAACUAAAACAUCUAUUGAAAUAUUGCUUAUUCCAGACAAUUCUUAGGAAACAUUUCCUCUCAUCAUACAGAUAUGGACAUUCAUGGUCUGGAAUGCUUUUAUAGGAUCUACACAAAAAUAUUAAAUACACUUAAAUAUUUAUCAAGCUGAUCCUCCUGAGUUUGUGCUAGCUAUCUUUAGAAAUUAACAAUAUACAAAUAUACAUAACUAAAACUUGAAACAGCACAGCUCUCAGUAUCUGUUGACUGACAGAGUGCCAGCACGACAGGCGUGUUACAGUAUUAGUCAUGAUGAGCCUGGCCCUGUACCCUCUCAUUCCACAGGAGUGCGCAGAACAUGUUAGUACAGAUAAGAGUCCUCAGAGCACUUACACUCUGUUUUGCAAAAGAUAUUUUCCAGAAUCUUGGCAGUAGGUGAUUCUGAAACACUUCUGAAUUACCCCCCAUCCUGUAUAAUCAGGAAUCCAGAAUAAAAAAUCCAAACAAACCUGGCAAUUUAACAAUCGAAACAGUGACUGAAAUAAUCACUGAUGCAUAAGGGAAUCUGAAGCAAGAAGCAUUUCUUCUUUUAAGGCUGUAUUUCAAUUAAAUACUGGAGAGCAACACACAAUGAACAGCUUAUUUGGGGAGAAGAUGUGAUAAAAUGUAACAGUGUUGUCAAAACACCAUAGAAGAAUCCAAAAACCAGGAAAAAAAAUUAAAAUGAAGCCCAAUUCAUGAACUUUUUUAUUUGGAGACCACUCAAAAGAAAGGAGCAAGGGAGGGUAUAGCUCAAGUGGUAGAGCGUGUGGUUAGCGGGCACGAGGUCCUGGGUUCAACACCAGUACCUCCUCCAAAUAUAAAUAAAUAAAUAAACCUAAUUCCCCCCCCCCGCCUCAUAAAACAAAUUAAAAAAAAAAGAUGUAAUUUCAAGGAAGUUAUUUAGUUCUAAUGGUUUACGGAGAAAGGUUAUCUGAUGACACAAUUCUUUGAAAUUAGAAAACUUGAUUUAGAAUUAUAUUUAUGCUCAGUUUAUUUUAAAAAGAAACAAAGAUUCAUUAAAGAUAUUUAAACUCAGUAAAAAUACUAGAUUUGAGACUCUAGAGCUAACUUUAAAAUAUAUAAAUGCCCAGAUUCUAAUUUAGAAGGUAUCUCAGUAUGGCUAUAUGUAAUGUAGCAUUUGUAUCUGACGUUAUAGACUGUAUUUCAUACCAAUAGAUUUUGGUCUUGUUUCUCACUAUGUCAUUUGUUUCAACAGUAUAUUUUUAGAACUCAAGUGUUUUCAGUUUAACGUGACUGUGUGUUUAAUAUCAUUUGAAUACAAAGGACAGCUGUAAAAUUUUGUAGUGUGUAUAUUUAAUCACGUUCUGCUCAUUCCUUCGGAUGCUGCCUUCUCUGAAAUGGAUGCUCCAUGGCCCGAUUAUGUGAUGAAUGUGAAACUUGAAAGGAAGCCAAAUGCCCAUUUUGUUUAAUCUCAGUGGCUCACAACUGACAGGGCUGCUGAGGAAAUCACCCUGGGAACCAUGCUACGGCCAUGUGGUGGAGUAAACUGAUGAGGAUGAGGCGCUGGGUCUGACCAGGCUGAAGGUCAGUAGUCAAGCAGAACUUUUCAAAAUCCUGUGUAAAGACCUCUUGGGGCACCACCCUUUCUUUUCAAAGCACUGAAACCAAAACAGGUCCUUAGAAGACUGUUUGUAUGCUGUCACCUUUUAUCCAAAAGACCACUACUUAUAAGCAUCUCAGAUAUAUUAGUAUUUCUGUCCUGCAACUUUUGGACCACUUAGCAAUAACAAAAAUAUGAGAAUUGAUUUUUUUAGGUUUGAGAAAUUAAGAGCAUAAAUACAGUCCUAGAGGAAAAGUCUCAUAGGAAAGCUGGAGAGCACGUACCCACUUUGAAGUCUUUCUCUUCUUUCCUGCUGUGAAAGGCUACGGUUCUGGUACUAUCUUGGGAAAAGGCCACACUCUUUUACCUUGAAGUCAGGGCUAAGGAAUUUUGAAAGGUAUUCAAUAAUACGGGUAGGCUCAGAUAUGGGUUUAUAAUGACUCUCUUUGUAUAUUAAACAUUCAAAAUAUUUGUGAAAAAUCCUGAUUUUCACAAAUGUAAUGGAAGGAUGCUAAAAGUUAUGGUGAAUGUUUUAGGUAUUACCUUUUUAAAAGUGGCAUUUCAUCACUUUGGUGUUGCCUCAAUCCUGUGAGGUUUCCCUGAUACAAAAAAAAAAAAAAUUACCAUCAUUGUGUCUCCAAAUAGUAGAUUUAGAAAUGAUACAUGAUUUAACCAGCUGAGGCACUAGUAGUUUGGAACUUUCAUAGGCUUAACUACCUUGGGCUCAAAACCAUGUUAUCAUCGCAGGUUAAUUUAUUGCAUAACAGAAUAAAAAAUUAACUCUGGAGCCUUCAGUCUGGGCCAGGUCAGAAUAUUCUAGAUUUCCUAGACCUGUGAACUAGUACACAACUAGUACAAAAUGGUGCUGCUGAUCCAGCGUUCAAGUUUAUUUUCUACCUUUUAUUAAAAAUGUGUAGCACGGUAGUGUAAAACAGCAUAUACAUAAAUGUUUGCUUUUGUUACAGAAUAAGCUACCGACGUGCUUGAUGGCAUAUUUAACUUCCUAAUCCUGCAAACAUUUAAGCAAUUAGAACAAGUUCCUGUGCCACCUUGGCCUAUUACAUAGCAGAAGGAAACUAAGAAUUUGGGUAAUGUUGAUAAUUCAAAUGCUGAAAAUUGAGAAGGGACGUGAGAUCACUGAAACUUGAUCAUCUAGACUAAUGUAAAGGAGCUUAUAUAAAAUAUCACUGUUUUUGACAAGGAGCACUGUACACUUACCAGGAAUAAAUUACAUUUAGAGAGCACACACAUGCACAAAAUCCAUAUGCCUCUGCAAAAUAGUAUAAAAAUGAAAAGAACGCCAGCUCAUAGUGGACACCUUAUUUUAAAAUUUUGUCUUCUUGGGGAACAUCAAAUAAUUCUCUUUUAUUGAAAGUUAAUUUUGUCUGAUAUCUUUUACAUCUUGUCUGACUGGCAUACCUUUCUUCCCCUCAUUCUUCUACUGAAGACUUUUCUGUGAGUAUAUGUAAAUUUAUAUGUAAAUUUUAGAUGUGUUUCUAAUAAACGACCUAUGGUAAGAGUUCACAUUUUUCUUAUCCUGUCUGACAAUGCUGUGUGCUUUUCCGUCUGUGAUGCUGGAUUUGUCCUGCCUUUCCCAGUCUCAGGCAGCCUUCAUAUGGCGGCUUACUGGGCUUUUAUCAGAGUCUGAGGGAAAAA
Messenger RNA from Camelus dromedarius (Arabian camel), 5936 nucleotides. RefSeq names its product PR/SET domain 5 (gene PRDM5). Bases 182 to 2074 code for a protein of 630 amino acids. The record is from RefSeq and is a predicted model, not a curated record. NCBI's taxonomy places the organism in Eukaryota, Metazoa, Chordata, Mammalia, Artiodactyla, Camelidae. Gene Ontology annotation, molecular function: protein binding; transcription cis-regulatory region binding. The transcript is spliced from 16 exons.